This is a messenger RNA of Durusdinium trenchii, 993 nucleotides long. The record is from the annotation of a GenBank genome assembly. NCBI's taxonomy places the organism in Eukaryota, Dinophyceae, Suessiales, Symbiodiniaceae.
CGCUGGAAACGAAGUGGCGACGUUGAAUGGGAAGCAAACACUGAACUAGCACAUGGGCCAAAGUAUCGACGUCCUUGGAACUUGCGAUGGUGCCAAAGGAACAGAUGAGCCUCCAAAAGGCAAUGAGCCUCGUCAAGCAGGUUCUGGAACGAUUUGGGAAGAAGAUGUGGUGGUAGUGUGUUCUGCCUUGGAGGAAAGUGUGACGAGUGUCGUGGCCUCCGCAAAUCGUGGCGGUGCACGGAUCAGUGAUGAGGUAUUGCUCAACCACGAGCUUUUACAGUAUUCUCGCCAGGGUAAUCUACGUGGCGUCAGUGAAGCCUUGGAGAAGGGUGCAUGGACAGAAACAAGACGACCUUUGGUCAUGAAGCCUCAAAAGCCAGAGCCAGGCAAAAAGAGCUCCCAAGAUGACCCUGCCAAUGUUGGCAUGACCCCAAUCAUGUUUUCUGCGCAGAAGGGUUCUUUGGACUGCGUCCGGCGGCUACUUCAAGCUCGGGCAGACAUCAAUGCAGUGGAAGAAGAUGGUUGGAGCGCACUUCACUUUGCUUCCAAAGAAGGUCAUGUGCAGGUUUGCCAGUCCCUUCUGGAAAGCAAAGCAGAUCCAGAGCUGAGAAACAUUGAUGACAAGACUCCAAUGGAUGUGGCAGACGAGGAUUCUUCCUUCAAAAAGACCUUUCUGGAUAUGACUUCCCAGAGGAACAAAGAUAAACCUUGACGGACAUGAUGACUGCUCUUUGAAAGGCUUCCUUCAUUUUGCAGAAUUUAGACACUCAGUGCAUGAAUGAAGUCCCUUUAAAGGAUUAGACAGGUCUUGUGACCAGUUCCUCCAGAACCGACCUUCAUGGAUUUGGCUUCUGAGAGGUGUGGCUUUAGUCGCUGCCAAUGUUCGGGCAGAAUGCUGUCCGCACAGUCCUAGCAAUCCGACUUGUGAAACGCACAAGAAGGGUUCAAAAAUGUUCAAAAGAGAUUGAAGAAUCGAAGACCUUGUCGCCCUGC